Messenger RNA from Serpula lacrymans var. lacrymans S7.9, 461 nucleotides. RefSeq lists its product as uncharacterized. The transcript is spliced from 4 exons. Bases 99 to 323 code for a protein of 74 amino acids. NCBI's taxonomy places the organism in Eukaryota, Fungi, Basidiomycota, Agaricomycetes, Boletales, Serpulaceae. The record is from RefSeq and is a predicted model, not a curated record.
AUCGCACCUUAGCCUACUAUCGUGGUGGAAAGAGCCCACUUAUCCCAGUCCUCGUGCAACAUAACAUUUUAUAUUUUGCUUGCGGCCUGGUUCUCUCAAUGGCUAGUGCUAUUACCGUCAUAUUAUUCAAGGGUCCAUACGGCCACAUUUUCCCCAAUCUGCAGGCUACGCUGCUUGCAAUACUUGUCACGCGAAUGCAAGUUGAGUUAUGGAAAAGUGACCGGGAAAUAAUUGGGUUCAAUACUCCGUCGAAUGCAUUCUCAAGUAUCGUAUUUGCAUCACCACCGUCCCAGACUCCAUUAUCAUUUAGCAUAGAUCCAUGACAAUCAUUCUCAGCUCAACAAAGGAGUUGAUUGAUCAUUUUUCGCGAUCGUUAUAGGGGAGUGGCCAAAUUUUGAGCCAUCAAAAACCUUACAAGGUCGAUAUAAAAAUAUUGGCUCGUGCAAAUACAUUGAUUGACU